This is a messenger RNA of Harpegnathos saltator (Jerdon's jumping ant), 2987 nucleotides long. It is a transcript of the gene eco, whose product is annotated as Establishment of cohesion. Gene Ontology annotation, cellular component: nucleus; chromatin. Bases 401 to 2893 code for a protein of 830 amino acids. Gene Ontology annotation, molecular function: protein-lysine-acetyltransferase activity. Lineage: Eukaryota; Metazoa; Arthropoda; Insecta; Hymenoptera; Formicidae. The transcript has 6 exons. The record is from RefSeq and is a predicted model, not a curated record. Gene Ontology annotation, biological process: mitotic sister chromatid cohesion.
UAGAGACAUGUGAAUCCUCCAUCACGCGUGUCGCACACACCCAAGCGCAGAGAAAUAGAAAAUUUAGAGGUCUACUGUGUGAAAGAGGAAUAAAUUUUCAACAGCAUAAUAGCGACGCAUGCGCGAAAUCUCGGCGGGCUUUAACACAUUCUACACAGUCAUAACGAAUAUAAGCGCUCUGCUCUUUCAUGUUUCUCCCGCGCGUUUUACUGCAUAUAUUUUGAUGUAACUUGAUACGAAAUAACUUGAGACGAGUUCAUUUACUCAAGGAACGAGGAUUGAUGUGUGGCAGCCACGAGUUGGACGUUUGAUCAAAUUUUAUAACUUUUGAAUACGCGGGAAAUUGUUUAUUCAAAUUCGUCCUCUGAUCCAGGCAAUUACUUUAAGGAAUUGCUCGAUAAUGGCUACUCAUCUUAAACAGCUGGAAUUAUUAUAUACACCACGGCGUGCUCAAAAAUGUCUCUUUGCAUCUGAUGGUAAUUCUUGCAAGAAGAACUUAUCCCGAGACUUAAGUUACAACAAAGAUAUCGAAGCAACUUCAGGAGAAGAUUCAGACUUGGGACCCAUGUCACCCCUAGCCCUGACCGAUCGAAGCCCAAAUAGCUGUGGAAGUUCUCCGGGCAGAGAGUUUGUUUCUCCACUAGCCACUCCUGAGAAAUCGCCUUCCUUACCUAUGGCAUCCUGGGAUCGUUUAAUAUCAUACAGACGUAAUACAGAAGACUAUACAUCACUGUUCAACUCACUCAAGAAGCUCAGCAGAGAGGCUAGAUACUCUCCAAGGUGUAAUACAAUAACUAACCAAAGUUUUCCCAGAUCUAUGUCGCCUUCUCCAGUGAAAGAAACGUCGGCAUCGUCAACACCAUCAACACCCAAAUGUUCAGAGGUAGAUGCGAUGGCCGACGAGAUAAUCCCGGAAACGCCUCAGCGCAGCUGUGCCACUGACAUUCAAAAUCAGAGCAUCACGGAGACACCCCGAAAGAGUGGAACUCCCAGUCCGCACAGAUUGAUCACGCCCUUGGGCUCCAUAACGAAAUCAGCGUUGUUGCCGAAGUUGCACAGACGGAAAUCUCUCGGCACGUUCGAAGCGAAUGAGAACUUCUCUCCUGAGCAAAAAGAGAAGACGUUGAAGAGACACGCGCGCGAUCAACUGUUGAUGACUCCGGCGAAACUCUUCAAGGCGGACGACUCUUCGGCACCUCGAGCGCGCGCGGCGUUAUUUCAAGAGAAGAAAACCGAGGCUCCCGUGAACAAUAUCUCCUUGAGCACGAAAAUGUUCUACAGCAGUGGCAAAAAGUCCGAGCGACCUUUCGUCGUCAACAGUCUUAAAAAUAACGACGUUAAAAGAAGACGAAGCUUACCAAUACAGAGUAGCAGCAGCAGCAGAUGCUCGUUGAAGAAGCAGAGAUUCGGCAUGAUAAACGCCGGUGUGUUUCACGGCAUCAAGAAGCCGAAGACUAAGGUGAAUCUAAAGGUAUUGAAGAAAGAGGGCCAGCAAGUUACUCAAAGCCCCGCAGAGUCAAACGAGAACAAAGAGAACAAGAAUCCGCUCGUGGAACAAGCUCUGCCGAUGGAAGCAAACGCGACCACGGAGAGAACCUCUUCGCCGGAAAUCGACGAGAGCAGACGCUUUUUCAAGACUAUCAAGCCAAGCCAAACUGCUACGGUGACGGUGAACAAGAGAAUCAAGUUGAAGAUCGCAGACGGUAAGAUCUUGUUGAACCAGAAACACGGUUUCUAUUCGACAAAUGCGUGCAACAAGCAGCGAGCGAAAGCCAAGGAUGUCUCUUGCGACGCCACUGAUCUCACCGUGGACGAGCCGAGUGUCGAAACUACGUUGGAGGGAAACAAGGUCGCCAACAUCUUGAAGAUAUUGGAGGACGACUGGGCGAAUGAUGAUUACGACACGAUGGAGACGUUGACCGUCAAUACAAACACCGUGUCGUCGCCGACGACAACGUUAGCGCAGGAUGCGAUCAUGUCUCCGGCAAGUGAGCUCAGUAACAUGACUUCGACGAUGAACAUCAGGGAUGUUACCUCCUUGACGAGCUUUGGCAGUCUGUCGCUCAGCAACACGAACAACAACCCCGCGAAAGUUGACCAGGAGUCCGAGGAGAAAUACUACCCGUUGUUUACUAAAAGAUACGCUGCACCUUCGGCUGACUUCUCCAAGGAAACAGGAAAGAUCAACAAAUCGACGAGAGAGAAGAGGAACACGCAGUGGCAGCUGUCCGUGAAAAAUGGACAGGAUCAGUAUCAGCUAGACGCUGGUCAGAAACACUUUGGUGCUACUCAGUGCCCAGAGUGCAACAUUGUGUAUCAAUUGGGCGACGCAGAAGACGAGAACGCCCACUUGAAUUACCACAAUAGCAUACGUACUUUGAAGUUUCAAGGAUGGAAAAAUGAACGCGUCAUGAUGGAGAAUUCCUUCACGGGAAGCAGAAUAAUUCUGGUAGAAUCGCACGAUCCGAAACAAUAUUGGAAGAAAGUGUCGGAGAUUCUGGCGGUUGUGGACAGAGAUCUAGGACUGGCGGAUAUGAAGCUGUGCGUUUAUGAGAACAAGAAGGUCUAUCUGUACAUACGCGAAAAGAGUGUCCUCGGAGUGUUGGUGGCGGAGCAUAUCAAGACGGCGCAUCGUAUGAUUCCCGAGCUGAUCGAGCUGGACUGUUGCACCGCCGAAAGUACGCCUGCGAAGUGCGGCAUAAACGUAGUUUGGACCGCGAUGAGCCAUCGUAAGCAGGGCAUAGCUACCAGACUCGUCAACACUUUGAGAGCCAAAUUUUUCUACGGUUACGUGAUGUCACUGGAUGAUAUAGCGUUUUCGACACCAUCCCUGAGUGGCAAGAUCUUCGCCGAGAAAUACACGAAAACUCGGAAUUUUAAGGUUUACAGCUAAAUCGCAAGCUCCUACAUAUUUGUGCGUUUUCAAUUUUCUCUCAUUUUAUACUUUUUAUAUAAAAGACUUCUUGUUAUAAGAUUAAUAUAUAUAU